GUACAGGGUAACAACUUCCAUACUAGGCCACCACACUUUAAACUAUAAGCGUGUCUUACUGACGCGCCUAUAGUUAAAUGCGGCGCUCGGCUUAUUGACAUAGCGAAGAGCCAUUGGCUCCUUGCCCUGUCAAUCACUCUUGUGAUUGCCUGCAAUAUGCAGAAAACCAACAAGACACCCGAGUGUUGUUCCUCUGCACUCCGGCAUGCAAGUGACGUCAUCAUUAUGUGCCGAAGUGCAAACUGGAGAAGACAGGAAGAGAGAAGAGGCUGCGGGAGGUUGGUUGUGCCUUAUAUAUGCACAAUAUAUGGGGGUCUACGAAGUGGACGAAUGAUCCUUGUACAAGGAAGUGUCGGCAGCAAUGCUUCUAGGUUCCAGAUUGACUUUCAGUGCGGGUGCAGCUCUCUUCCUCGCUCUGAUGUCGCCUUUCACUUCAAUCCACGUUUCUCUUCUUCGGAAACACAUGUAAUCUGCAAUACCCUGCGGAAGGACCAGUGGCUAGAUGAGGUCAAGUUCUCAAGAUUCCCACUAAGAAAAGGAGAAUCUUUUGUGCUGAUUUUCCUUUUUCUUGCUGAUAAAGUAAAGGUCAGCAUUGGUGGACAGCAUUUCCUGGAUUUCCUGUAUCGCCUUCCGCUCCAUGAUGUGGACACAUUGGGGAUUUAUGGAGAUGUCACUUUAAAGGAGAUCUCGUUCCUGAACAGUAAUCCUUUUCAGGAGGCAAUGACAGACUAUCCAUUGUGUCAGCCUUUACAUCGGGGACAUGCAGGAGUGUUGGUUCUUCCCCUGUCCGAGUCAUUUCCCAAGGGUUUGUCAGAAGGUCACAUGAUCUUGGUUCGGGGUUUGGUGACUGCUCACCCAUUACAAAUAAUUUUCUCAUUGAAAUCUAAAAAUACCACCCCUUUUAACCUGACUGCAAACUUCAAAGACCAAUCUUUAUGUUACAACUACAACAUGGGUCAGUCAUGGGCAGAGCCACAAAAAAUCCAAACCCCUUUCUUUGUGUUCCAUAAAGAGAGAUAUUUUGAGGUUCUAGUCCUUAUCGAGUCCGGCAUGUUCAGACUUGCCAUCAAUGGGACCCCACUUGGGGACUUCUGCCCUCCUUCGCUAGAUCUGAAAUCCAUCGAUGAGUUCCAGAUCAAUGGUACCGCAAUAAUUUAUUAUGUAAAAUGCUGAUUGGAAGGAAUUGGAGAUUCUGUCCUUGGAAAGACACUUGAUCAAGGAAAAAUUGCACUUCAGCUUUGCAGAACUCUAUGACUGCCCUCAGGUUUGACCGGCUUUUAUCUCACAGCUAUAAGAACAGCUUGGAACAUCUUGAUGGUUCUCAUGAAGCUCAAACUGCUAAAUAUUUGCAACUAAGCAAUGUAUUGUGUACAAAGUUACUGGGCACCAUUAUAUCAAAAUCCCAUGAAAUCGCGUAACCCUGUGCUUUGUCAAUGGUUUUCAGGACUCCCAAUGUUAUCGGGGCACAAUUUCACCAUGUGCCUUUCCAAAGGACGCAAUAAUUUUCUCACUAUUUUCUUUUCUGAUGCAAACUACAUAUCAUUUAUGAAAUAGAUAUAAAUAUACAUGUGCCAAAUAUGUGACUGCCAUCUCUGAACCAUAAACCUCAGUGCCUUGGACACAUGGCUAUUGUGAUGUGAUACUGUAAAUUCAUCCAUUUGGCCCAGUAUCUGCUGUAAAGAUGAUCCUAGAAGUAUGAUAGAUAUAUUUUGUUUAGCAUUACUUGGUCAUCUCUCAUGCAAUGGGUAGAGGCAAUAAGUCCUAUAUUUGUGGAUAGACUUUUACAAGUGUAUCAGCUAAGAAGCAGCUAAGUAUUUUUUCUGCUUUGUCACACUGUCCCCAAUUCCCAGUUAAUCAUUCUUAAGCUGCUCAGUGCUCCUUACAAAACAGAGCAUUCUGCUUAACCCUUGCAUGAUAAUACUUAAAUUACUGGCAAAGCUAGUAUAGCAAUAAUGUUCUGAACAGUUACAUUUCAGUGUACCAGAUCAUGUUUUAGGUUAUUGUCUACUUGUAUUAUGUUUACCUUCCUGACCUAACUAUAACCUAUAGGAAACGUGUUGCUGCCAUAUAUUUGUGUUUACAUUGAUCAUCUGAUGCAUUUUAUACCUAGACAUGGUGUUUGUACAUUGAUUCGAAGAAAAUAAAUGCAUAGUCAAAAAUGAGUUAAAAUAAAGGUCAUACUCAGA
Hyla sarda is the source of this 2186-nucleotide messenger RNA. RefSeq names its product galectin-12-like. The transcript is spliced from 9 exons. Bases 157 to 1173 code for a protein of 338 amino acids. NCBI's taxonomy places the organism in Eukaryota, Metazoa, Chordata, Amphibia, Anura, Hylidae. Gene Ontology annotation, molecular function: integrin binding; carbohydrate binding. The record is from RefSeq and is a predicted model, not a curated record. Gene Ontology annotation, biological process: lymphatic endothelial cell migration.